This is a messenger RNA of Phlebotomus argentipes, 1730 nucleotides long. RefSeq names its product mitochondrial thiamine pyrophosphate carrier (gene Tpc1). NCBI's taxonomy places the organism in Eukaryota, Metazoa, Arthropoda, Insecta, Diptera, Psychodidae. Bases 429 to 1343 code for a protein of 304 amino acids. The transcript is spliced from 2 exons. The record is from RefSeq and is a predicted model, not a curated record. Gene Ontology annotation, biological process: transmembrane transport.
GGUGAAUAUUUGAAUUGCAUUUUCAUUGGCGUCUGCGCCAUCUACAACCGAACACUGUACAUUAAGGGGAGGAAUUAGGAGAAUGUUUUCAUUCGUGUAUUCCCUCGGAUUUGCCUGCAAUGUUUACGGAAAAUAGUACGCAACACAUAUCAAUCAAAUUACACGACAAAAGUCCGACUAUUUCCAAUAGAAUGCAAACCUUGGGGACGUGCGGAAGCUUGAAGGAAUUGGUUGAUUCUAUCGCUUUGAGUUCAUCCCUGGCAACCCACGUGUAGAGUCAUUGACAGCCAGUGCGGAUAGUUAAAUUGCGUUACAUAAAGUGUGUAAAUCCCUGCAUUCCCAGUGAAACCCGGAGAAUGUGUUAUGAAAUCGGACACUAACCUUGACCUGAGACCCCAGUGGAAGUGAAGCAUGUGAGGAAUAGUGCCAUGGGUGAGAAGAAUUGGAAAAAUGCCGCCGCCGGAGCGAGUUCUGGAGCGAUAACGCGGUUUCUAUGUCAGCCUCUGGACGUCCUGAAGAUCCGCUUCCAGGUUCAGGUGGAGCCACUGAGCCGGAAGCACCACACGUCCAAGUACAAGUCCAUUGUCCACGCCAUAUCUGUGAUAUAUCGCGAGGAGGGCGUCCGUGGGCUGUGGAAGGGCCACAAUCCCGCCCAAGUGCUCUCCAUCGGCUACGGAAUCACGCAAUUCACGGUGUACGAGCGAAUGAACAGUAGCGCAGAGACGAGGCCGUUUUUCCGGAGGCACAAGCAGCUGAAGAACUUCUGUUGUGGCGGAAUUGCCGGCGCCAGUGCAGCCUUCGUCUCCACGCCGCUGGAUGUCAUCCGGACGAGAUUGAUUGUGCAGGACGCUGGCCAUGGAUACAGCAACUCCUUCCAGGCUGUCGGGACUAUUCUGAAGAAGGAUGGCAUAAGGGGAUUGUACCGUGGAUUCGGACCAUCUUUGCUGCAAAUCACUCCCUUGGCAGGGUCGAAUUUUAUGUUCUACAAAUUCUACUGUGGCUUAUUGCAAAACGUCCUGGGCUUGGAAUCUCACAGUGAUCUUCCAACCUGGGGCCUCCUGAUGAUGGGCAGCCUCACGGGAUUCUCAUCCAGAGCGCUCGUCUAUCCGCUGGAUGUGGUGAAGAAGCGCUUGCAGAUUCAGGGCUUCUCUCAGCAUCACCAGACCUUCGGGAAGCACUUCGAGUGCGAGGGAUUCUUCCAGUGUGUCAUCCGGACAGUGAAGUCCGAGGGAUUCCUUGGGCUCUACAAAGGCAUUGUGCCGAGCAUGCUCAAGUCUGGCAUCACAACAGCCCUGAACUUCUGCAUUUACGACGAGACGAAGAAGCUCCUGUCAAAAGUCUAGGAGGCGAAUUGGAUAUACUCUAGGCUAGAGACCCUCCGCUCUAGGCACAGCAAAAGUGGAAAAUCUGUGAUUUAUCAUUGAGAAACACCAAAAUACAAAUGAACAAUUAUACCUGUAGACCAAUUAGGCUAUCAAGAGAUGUGUCGCGAGGCGCGGGUGAAGAGCCCAAAAGUGAAAUGAUGGCAUCAUCCCGAAUCGGCUGAAAUGUGAAUGAACGAAUGUGUCUGAUUAUGCUGCAAAAUGACAACGUGAAGGCAAAUCUUAAUUAAAUAACAGCAUACGGAUGAUGCCAUCUUGGGGGGAGGAAUUUUUAGCAAAGUAAUGAACAUGUGUGUUUGUGACUUUUUGCCAAUUGCACGACGCUUUCGCGAGGAGCCCUUUGAAAAA